Messenger RNA from Helianthus annuus (common sunflower), 1204 nucleotides. RefSeq names its product binding partner of ACD11 1. The record is from RefSeq and is a predicted model, not a curated record. Lineage: Eukaryota; Viridiplantae; Streptophyta; Magnoliopsida; Asterales; Asteraceae. Bases 152 to 967 code for a protein of 271 amino acids. Gene Ontology annotation, molecular function: RNA binding. The transcript has 8 exons.
GGCCAGAUAUAAGGCCAAGCAUGCCAGUCUAAUCAUCGUCUUCAACAUCACUUGUCAACACUUUUACAGCGUGAUUCCAUUCCAUUCUUCCUCCUUUAAAUCCCCUGAAUCACUUGCACCUGAAUCUCCUUCAAAUUCAAUCCACUACUCUAUGCAAGCAACAAUGCAGACACGAACAGUUCAAGUGGAUCAACUCUCAGAUCUAGCUACCGAGCGAGAAAUUCAUGAGUUUUUCUCCUUCUCCGGUGACAUUGACAGCAUCCAGAUCUGUCGUGAAUCUGGAAGAAAGAAGACUGCGUUUGUGACGUUUAGAGAUCCGAAAGCUCUUGAAAUUGCGUUGUUGUUAUCGGGAGCAACCUUGGUGGAUCAGGUCGUUAAAAUUACUCCUGUUGAAAAUUAUGUGCCAAAACCUGACGUCCAGGAGGUUCGUGUGGUUGAUAAUGCCGUGAACAUGUCUCGACAAAAUUCUUUUUCAAAUGCUGAGGCCAACGCUACAUCUCCUAGCAGAAGAGUGUAUGCAAGUAAAGCACAAGAUGUCGUUUCAAGUGUAUUGGCUAAAGGUUCAGCUAUUGGUCAAGAUGCCAUAAAUAAAGCUAAAGCAUUUGACGAAAAACAUCAACUAAGAGCCAACGCAUCUGCCAAAGUAAUUUCGUUAGAUAAAAAAGUAGGACUUACAGACAAAUUUAGCGUUGGGAUCUCGGCGGUGAAUCAGAAAGUUAAGUCCGUGGAUCAAAGGCUUCAAGUUUCCGACAAAACGAUGGCGGCAUUAGUGGCAGCAGAGCGGAAAUUAAACGACACAGGAUCAGCUGUCAAAUCAAGCAGAUAUGUGACAGCUGGAGCAGCUUGGCUAAACGGAGCUUUUGGUAAAGUGGCGAAAGCUGGGCAAGCGGCAGGUACAAAAACUCGACACAAAUGGAAUUUGGCAGUGUCAAAUUUAACCACAAAGGAUUCUAGCAUUGCAGCAUGAGCCAGCCCGGGGACUGGAGUUUAUAGCUAUCGAAAUCUGAUGAUCAAAUUGUGAGAUACCUCAAUGUUCUUCUGUUGGUUUUAUGGUCAGUUUUGUGAUUCAUUUAUUAGUUUAUCAUCAGUGUAUUUCUUCUCCUGUAAGUGUGUAAAACCAUCAAGGAAAAUUAAACAUUGUUUGAGCUCAAAAUUAUUGCAAACCACAUCUAUAGAGUGAAGAGAAUGUACACUUUAUAAAUAA